Molecule: messenger RNA, 1338 nt
Organism: Panicum virgatum (switchgrass)
Lineage: Eukaryota; Viridiplantae; Streptophyta; Magnoliopsida; Poales; Poaceae
Exons: 3
Coding region: 418-1011 (197 amino acids)
Cellular component (GO): cytoplasm; membrane
Source: RefSeq, a predicted model, not a curated record
UCUUUUCCCCCUCGGUAGUUCAUGUUACUGCUGUACAGGUUGCGCGUCGCCACUCUGCCAGAGUGUUCGUCUACUCUACUCCAAUAUACUCCUUGUAUUUUUGGCUCCUCUGGGGUACUGGGAGAGAGUAAUGGAUUAGUAAAAAGUUGUUUUUUUUUGGUUUGGAAUCAUGGAAUGUGGUAGGUUUUGGUCUGAAACCUAAUCUUUUGAUGCGUCUAUAGGCUACAAUGGUACUAGUAAGAAUAUCUGCUAAUCCCAAUUGAAGACAGAAGAAAAACAAAUGAUGAAUUGAUAAUCUUCGUCGGGGGUUCUCCCCGAUGCCCCUCCCCGCCGCCGCCGCCUCAUCCUCCCAUCUGACCGCCAGCCCCUCCAUUCCAACACCAGAUCCGCGCUCUCCACUCCCCGAUCUAUCCUCCCAUGGCAUUUUCGAGGCCGAUCGACACCACCUCGAGCUGCCAUCAGUGGAGGACGCCCAAGUCCAAGCUCCGAGCAAGUCGGGGCCUUUGCGGCCUGGAUAAAGAUGAGGAGUCCAUUUCUUUCGGGAAUAAAGAUAAGGAGUUCAAAAUCAAUUGGUAUAGAGUGUACAAAACAAGUGUUUUUGGAGCUUUUGCUUGUAUUGGACCAGCUGCAUAUUACCGGUUUAGGUUUAAUAAGAGGCUGUGGAGCUCCAUUACUACAGCUGAAGUUGUUAGCUCAGCAGCUCAUGAAGGUCUCUGGGCAACUAUAAAUCUUGCCACGUUCUUCCCGUUCGUGGGUUCCACGCCAAGGACUAGGAGUGUGGAGCAGGCCAAGGAAGACAUGAAGAGAGGUUUCACCCCUGCUCUAGUGCUGGGCGGAGCUGUGGUGCCAACCUUGCUGUUCACAAACUGGCGCUUCGUCCCCACGCCAUACCAGCUUCAUUGUGCCAGCUUGUUCGCCCUUGUAGGCAGCUGUUCCCUCUCAUUGAUUGACUUGAGCACCACAAGGAUGAUGGCGCAGCGUUUCUGGAAGGAUGGAACGAGUAUGGCUUGAUCUGACAUCUGCUUUUGAGCUAGUAGUAGUCAUGUGUGUAUGUUGGUACGGAUCAAACAUCUGUAAGAUCUGGUUGAUCCAUGAAGAAAACGGGUUGGCAGAAAAACUAACUCUAGUACGUAGCGGGGUUCUUCCUCGGAUGGAGCGGAGGUUGUAGGUGUGCGUGACUGGAGGUCGGGGCUUGAAGGUGGAAGGACGGCGUCGUGGCGCCGUGAUCGAGAGCAGGGGACGAGACGGGGAUUAGGGCCGGCUCCCUGAGGAAGCCGGAAACAAGAUUGUUUCUGCUUGCCUUAAUCACCAAGUAUUAGAAGAGGGUUCGUCCGUGAA